This is a messenger RNA of Oryzias latipes (Japanese medaka), 2980 nucleotides long. RefSeq names its product integrator complex subunit 10 (gene ints10). NCBI's taxonomy places the organism in Eukaryota, Metazoa, Chordata, Actinopteri, Beloniformes, Adrianichthyidae. Gene Ontology annotation, cellular component: integrator complex. The record is from RefSeq and is a predicted model, not a curated record. Gene Ontology annotation, biological process: snRNA processing.
CGACGUUUGCGUGACGUCACGAGGUGCCGUCAAGCGAAGCUUCUCCUAGCUUUGUUUGUUGAAUUUGAAAGGAUUUUGACGGAUUCAUCCCUUCCGAAACAUUUUUCUGUAUAUAUCGGGCUGGGAAAAAUAGGUUAUCUUAAUUAGUCUCGCUACGAUGACAAAUGAACUUUAAUAAGCCCCAGAAGUUAUUUAGCUAUAGUUAAAAUGCUGCUAAUUUAAAGAUAAUUGUUGGAUUUCCUGCGAUUGUGGCACCAAAACUACUGUUUAGGUUUCUGUGGAUUCAGUGGAUUGCACGCUAGUUUGGAAAACUUGAUUAGCGUGCAAUGUCCGCGCAAAAAGAUUGUGAGUUUUUAGUGAAAAAAGCUCGGGAGCUGGUCUCUGUUGAUUCCUGUGCAGCCAAAGCGUGGCUAAUAACCGCAAGAACCCUUUAUCCUACAGAUUUCAACAUUCAGUAUGAAAUGUACACCAUUGAGCGCAAUGCAGAGAGAACAGCACCCGCCGGCAGACUGCUGUAUGACAUGUUUAUAAACUUUCCUGAUCAGCCCAUUGUUUGGCGUGAGAUCGGUGUCAUCACUGCUGCGCUGCGCAGCGACUCCCAAGACAAGCACGCCCAGUUUUUGCGAGGGCUUUUUGAGACCCUUCCUGGCCGUGUACAAUGCGAGAUGCUGCUAAAAGCCACAGAACAAUGUUUCAACACCCUGGAGAAGGCAGAAAUGUUAUUACUACUUCUCAAGCGCUUUCCUGAGUCUGUGGUCCAACAUGGGCUCAGUUUAGGUGAGACACUGUUGGAUGCAGAGGCUUCAGAGAAUGUAGACACUCCUGUCAACUGUUUCCGAAAACUAUUUGUAUGUGAUGUCCUUCCUUUGAUCAUAAACAAUAUGGACAUUCGUCUUCCUGCGAGCCUCAUGCAGAAGUACAUACUGAAAGCUGCUGAAUUUUAUAUUGGAUACGUUACCCGAGGACCCUCAGCUGAUGGGCAGUUACAGGGUAAGGCAGCAAUGUCUCCAUUAGUCUGCCUCUCUCUUUCCUUGGCAUUUCUUAGGAUCCUUGUUUUCCAUCUUUCAGGCUCCCAGGACAGUGGGAAACUGAAGUCCCCCAGCAUGUCGCGUGGCUCUCAGCGUUAUGUGAUUGAUGGUUUAUCAGAAAAAUCCUCGCUGGUUGCAGAUCCUUGGGAAAGGCUGCUUGAAUUACUUGCUGUGGUUGGAGUUCGCUGUGAGUGGCAAGGAGACAAAGGACAAAGGAGUUUUGUGGACAUGCUGCAGAGAAUGAAAGAGCUGUGCCGCUACCUGCCAGGGCUGGAUGGAGAAACCAGGUCUCGAUACUGUAGCCAGGUGGUCAUAUGUGGUGCUCUCACCCUCUUCCGCAGUGCCUUCCUCUAUGUCUCAGCUGUACAACCUGCACUGUUUCAGGGAGCCAGUGGUGCGAGUUCAGGACCAUGGAUCCUGGUGGAGGAUCUGAGCUCAGUGUACAGCGAUGUGGAUUUGGAUAAAGGACCAGUGAAACACGCACAGAAGAAACGCAAACAGGCUGACGGGAGAGAAAAGACAAUGAGCUCAGAUGAUGAGGAAGGUUUGGGUAAAGGGCGUGGUCGGCACAUUUUGGUCAGUAAGACAGAGAUGCCCAAUUGGUCAGAGACUCUGGAGGGGUUUCGCGCAGCAAGAGAAAGCUGGGACCUCCUUCACUCGCACGAUGCUCUGGAAGCUGAGUUCAAGAAGAUCUGUGCGUCAUGGAAGACAGACAGCUGGUUAUGGUUCAGAAUAUUCCUCACUGAUAUGAUUGUGUUUCAGGGCCAGUAUCGCAAAGCUCUUUCCAGUUUGCAUCAGAUGUCUGCUGUGCAGCAGCACCAGCCUGGGCAGCAGAGUCCAUCGGGCCAGGGAAGUCUGGAGCAUCACAGGGUCCUCAUACAGCAGGCGUCGUGUCACUACGCACUGGGAGAGUACAGGAUGGCUUGUGAGAAACUGCUGGACGUUGUGAGUGGACUGAUUCCCCCAAACCAAGACCAGACAAAGGCUCCCGAGGAUCAUAACAGAGUCAGGAGCAAAAGUAGGAAAGGUAAUGACCUUAGAUUGCUUCCAUGCACCAACAAAGCUGUUUUACCGUUCUGCUUCCAACUGAUGCUCGCUUGUUUCAAGCUCCGCGCCUUUGCAGACAACCGGGACGACUUAUCCCUCGGUCACGUGGUGGUGCUCCUGCAGUACGACUGGCCACAGGGAGAGAUGCUGUUCUUAAAGUCAGUGGACAAAAUCUAUCACCAAGGAAGUUUCCAGUAUGAGAAUUUCUUCAACUAUGUCACCAACAUUGACAUGUUGGAGGAGUUUGCUUACCUGCGCACUCCAGAGGGAGGAAGGAUUCAGCUGGAGCUGCUGCCCAAUCAGGGAAUGCUCAUUAAGAACCCUAGUCCCGCCUUGGGGGUGGAGUUAAACACCCUUCUGCUACAAGGGGUACAGAGGAUGGACAGGCACCACACAGUGACCCGAGGGAUCACCAAAGGAGUCAAGGAGGAUUUCCGCCUGGCUAUGGAGAGGCAGGUGUCACGCUGUGGAGAAAACCUUCUGAGUGUGCUGCACCGCUUCUGCAUCAACGAGAAAAUCAUCAUCAUCCAGUCCCUUCCUUAACACACCUUGGCUGUCGGCGCAAUUUGAGAACAUUUUGUGGCUCCAUAAGUUAGACUCAUGGUCCUGCUGUCCUAAUAUUCUGUUCACAAACUCAACAAUGUUCUUUUCUCUUUGUUAAACAGGAAUACGUCUUUAAAUGGCUAGGAGAACAACAAAUAUCCACUUCUGCUCUUUUUUUUCCUGAUCCAAAACCAAAAUUCCUCUCAACCAGAAUAACAGUUAAGUGUUUGGUACAUUUCUGUGCUCAGCUGUGUGUCUGAAUCAACAAUAGACUCAAAUGCAUUGUAUUACUUUUGUACAUUUUAUUGUUUUUGUUACAUAUCUGUAAUUUGGAGAUUUACAAUAAAUGCUUCAUCUGGGUA